GGAUCAAUGAAUAUGGAUGGCACCAACCGAACAACAUUCUCACUCAACGACGGUAGCCAUCCUUUCUCCAUAGCUGUCUCAUCGGAGUUUAUUUACUGGACAGACUGGAGAAAUGCUGAAAUCCAAGCUGUCGAGAAGGACUAAUGCUGAAAACAUCACUGUGUUGAAGAAAUCAACAACACAACUGAUGGGAAUAGCUCUUUGGGCAGAAAAGCCUACAGUGGCAAUGGCUGACGUAUCCUCGGCGACAGAAUGCCCUUAUAUAUGGCUACUCGGUCACAACAGCACAACGGGGGGUGCUUUCGGUCAGUGUUACUGUCCGGAUGGGUUUAGUGCCAAUUAUGUUAAGGAUCAACUGCACUGUGACAAGAUGAACGAAACCACAGAGGCCAAUACAUUUUCACCAGCCAAUACAACUAACUCUUCCUCCAUCUGCACUGCUGAUCAGUUUAACUGUGGGGACGGGAUAUGUAUACCAGCACUCUGGCGCUGUGAUGGAAACACAGAAUGUCCAUCUGGGUUGGACGAAGAAGAUUGUGCCGACUGCGUGGUCUAUAGCACUCAAAAAGUUAUCCGAAAGUUUUGUGUCGGAGAUACAUACGAGGAAGAACUUUUGCUGCUAGAUGGCAGAAACCAUGCCUUGUUUAUCGAUGUGGACUUCAGGCAGAAGUGUGUUUACUACACAGACUACAAGCCUAUCGAGAUGAACAGGACUCUUCAGGUCGUCUGUUGGAACCAGACUACAAUGGCCUUUUCGUCUCCACGGAUAAUUCGCUCUAACUUCUAUAGACUAGAGGGAAUCGCUUACGACUGGAUAACUGGCAAUGUGUAUACGCUGGAGGCAGGAUCACGUCGACUGAGUGUAACCACGAAUGACGGGAGGUUUACCAAAGUAUUGUAUGAAGGCACCGAGAUUUUCGACCGACCUCGUGAUCUUGUUGUACAUCCGGGGCUUGGACAACUGUUUUGGACGGACUGGUCAAAGGUGAAUCCUCGUAUUGUCCGCGCCUCGAUGAGCGGUGACCAGUCCUCUAUUUUCAUUUUAGCUCAGGGAAAGCACCAGUUAGGCUUACUAAAUGGAAUUGCCCUGGACAUACCCUCUAGCAAGGUUUACUGGGCGGAGACUAAAGGCAAGAUAGGAUCAGUUAAUAUGGAUGGGACCGACCUCAGUACAUUCCCCGCCAAGAACGGGGGUUUUCCUUUCUCCAUAGCUGUCUCACCGGAGUUGAUUUACUGGACAGACUGGGUAAAAUCUGAAAUUCAGGCUGUUCGGAAGACGAAUCUGACCAACCUCAUUGUUGUGAAGAAGGUUGUGAAGAGAUCACCCAUAGGAAUAGCUCUCUGGGCAGAAAAGCCAACAGUGGAAAUAAGCUAUUUAUCCUUGGCGACAAAGUGCCCGUAUCUAUGGCUGCUCGGUCACAACAGCACAACAGGGAGUGCCUACGGUCAGUGUUACUGUCCAGAUGAGUUUAGUGCCACUUUGGUAAAUGGACAACGGGAAUGUGACACGAUGAACGAAACGACCGAGGCCAAUACAUUUGCACCAGCGUCAUCGUUUCGUGCUCGCCCCGAAGACUGUCUGCUGUACACCUCAAGGAAUGAACUACACCGUAUUUGCCUAGGUAACGACACGACAAGUCUCUUAGUGAAAUCUAGCAAGGUAUCUGUAAUGGAUGUUGAUGUGGACUACGCACACCGGUGUAUUUUUUACACUGCCUUCAAUUACGCCACAUACUCAGUGCAGGAAUUCUGUUAUCAACGUUGGGAAACGUUUACUCCGAUUCUAAACAGCCGUGGUGCUCCUGACGGGCUGGCGUACGACUGGGCAGGACAGAACAUUUACUGGCUUGAGUCCACCCAGAAAGCUCUGAUGGUCACGGACAGGAAUGGGCGCUACCGAGCCACCCUCUACAGUGGGCAUAUAUUCGACCGCCCAAGAGGCCUGGUUCUGAACCCAGAGAAAGGUGAUCUGUUUUGGGCAGACUGGUCUAACACCAACCCUGCCAUCAUGCAAGCCUCAAUGACGGGUAAUCCAUCCUCAGUCAAAGCUCUGGUGAAAACAAACCUUGGAUGGCCGAAUGGACUCGCGCUCGAUACAAAGAUAAACCAGUUGUAUUGGACAGACGGCAAGCUGGACAAAAUAAUGAAAUUUGACCUGAAUGGCAACUGGAUGAGAGAAGUGAGGGAUUUAGGCCCCUCAUCGCAUCACCCAUUCGGGAUCGCAGUUUCUGAUAGAUUCAUCUACUGGAGUAACUGGAGAAGCGGCUCUUUGCUUGCGGUGACGAAAGAAGCUCCGAACAAAUCACCAAUUAUCACCGUUGUAAAAAAGGUCUUUUCCCCAAAUAGGCUGGCUGUUAUUCCUAAAGAAACAAAAGCCCCGAAGCCAUGCUCCAAAGUCUGUCCCCACCUCUGUUUAACCAGUUAUAACGUCACAACACGUGAGCCAGACCACGUGUGCCGCUGUGCUGAUGGGUUUCUUUCCAUCAAGGACAGUUAUGGUCAUUUUAUAUGCAUCGGCAAUUCAAGCACAGAGUCGGUAACCACAGAGGCGAGGUUUCCUUUUGUGUUUGCCACAAUUGAAGGGAAGAACUACACAGUACUGACAUCCACUUGUCGACCACUUCGUCUUCAUCGCCUGUGUCCAGUACAGUGUUUGAUACAAGUGGACUUUGAGGAUGGAAAACGAUGUCUGAAGUGUAUCUGUCAGUAGGACAGUCUGAACUAUGUCUGUUUGUGGCAGAUCUUGCAGCAACCUGCGGAUGGACUUGGGUUUUCCCCGGGCUCUGUCUCGUUCCCUCCCGCCAUAAUGCUGGCCUCUGUCGUAUAAGUGAAAUAUUCUUGAAUAUUCUUGAAGACCAAUCAAAUAAAUAAAUAAAUAAAUAAAAGCCUGUAGGACUAUCGUGAAUGUGUCUCUGCAUUGGAUAGUCUGGAGCUGUUCGAUUUGCAUCUGCCCUGAGAGAUGGGCCAGAUGAAGGAUUAUCUGAAGCGUGUCUGUCGUUCAUCGGUAAAUCUAUCUAAAGCUAAUAUCUGGAACCAGAAUUCGCUGAAUCGUGUCUCGUUCAAGACAGUACUUGUCUAUCAGUAAAUACGUUUUUCCUGCACAAGGUUCCUGUUAUAACCUGGAUUAUAAAUGAUAUAAAUAGCUUGGCAAUUCUCAUACCUGUGUUCACUUUCUCUUCUUACCAUCGUUCGCCCAUGCUGGCUUCCUCUCCGGCCGCACGUGGGAAGGUCCUCCAGCAGCCUACGGAUGGUCCUGGGUUCGUAUAAGUGAAAUAUUCUUGAGUACGCGUAAAACA
Molecule: messenger RNA, 3296 nt
Organism: Liolophura sinensis
Lineage: Eukaryota; Metazoa; Mollusca; Polyplacophora; Chitonida; Chitonidae
Product: low-density lipoprotein receptor-related protein 4-like
Exons: 16
Coding region: 113-2710 (865 amino acids)
Molecular function (GO): protein binding
Source: RefSeq, a predicted model, not a curated record